UAGGUAUGUCCAGACGUCGAUUAGUGCCUUGUUUCAGCCAUCCCUGGGCUGUUAUGUCAGUGUACGUUAGCUGUUAGCGAGUUUCUUGUGGUUGGAAAGGAGAAGGUACGGGGGUGGUUCUUCCCUUUUGGGUAGCCGUACGAAACACUUACCAACCCACCAACAGAUACAUAAGAACGGGUAUAUAAAGGUGGAAACCACAUUGGAGACGAAUAGCAGGCAAGCCAGUAAAGAAAAGAUGCCAUCGACCACUAAAAUUAACCCAAACGAGUAUACGUUGCGGUUGUUGACCAACGAGGAUCAUGUUCAAUUCACCAGGUAUCAGAAUGCCGAUACUUGGAAAGGAAGACUCUCUAAAGAGAAGUAUAUGAUGCGUGAGGCCACCUUACUGAAAAGUAAGAUAGCAUCUUCCAAUGACAAUAAGUUGUAUGUUUUUGCAUUACAUCAUAACGAUGAAGAUGAAAAAUUUUUUUGUUCGGUUGAAUUAUUGGUUAGAGAAUCGUGGAGAUUUGAAGUUGAAGAUGGUGAAGCUGUACGUCGUAGUAUCAAGAGUGGAUGUAUUGGGGGUGUUUAUACUUAUCCUGAGUAUAGGGGUAAAGGAUAUGCUAGUAUAAUGAUUGACCGAUUAGUUGAAAUUGCAAAAGAAGAAUACAUUGGACAAGAUGGAUUCAUAUUCUUGUAUUCGGAAGUCGGGGAAUACUAUUCUCGUUUUGGGUUUAAAUCUUUAGAAGUACCUAUUACUCAUGUACCGUUACAGGUUGAGGACUCGGUCAAUGAUAAAUUUGAAAAAUUGGUUGAAUCAAAUCCUUAUGAAGUUGAACUAGUUAACUAUCAUGAAUUCGAGCCAAUUUUUAAGAAAUUCAAUUCAGCUUGUUACGCUAAGUUCUUGAGUGAAACUAAAAAGGACGGCAAGCCUAGGGUUUCAAUUGAUCCUUCCAGUGAUUACAUAGAUUGGUUUCAUCUCAGAGCCAAAUAUCUCAGUCACCAUAUUUAUUAUGAUGAAGUUCCGUUGAUUGACUAUCAAAAUGAGUCUUAUGAAUCAAUUAUUAAAAACUAUGAAAAUAUAGAACCAAGCAAAUUUGGUAUUGAAAUCACUAACAAUGGCGAGAUAGUUGGUUUUAUUGUAUGGAGUUAUGAAUUUCAAGUUAAUGAUGAUACCAAUAAAGAUGAAAAUUAUAUAACUAUCAUUCAAACUUAUGUUAAUGAAAAUUACAAUUAUAAUGAUACUUUAUUGAAUUUGAUUGAAUUAACGAAAAGCUACUUAGAGAAGCAAGACUUGUUUAAAGAUUUCAAAAAUGAAUUAAUCAAACUAGUUAUAUGGGAAUCAGAAUUGAAUGAUUCCCUUAUUGAAAAGUUAAAUCAUCGUUAUAAUAGUAAACUGGGAAUUGAAAAUGGUUCAAGAAGUGCCAUAUUAAUUUAUAAUGGGGAAGAUCAAAACUCCCUUAUCAAUGGAGACUUAAUUUGGGAAUUAAACAAUAAGCUCCCUUGGUUUUAAUUAAUUAAUUUAUAUAAUUCACCCGAUUUCUUCAAAUUUUGUAAAUCACUAUUUCCCCCAAUAUGCUCCUUGUUAAUGAAUAUAUUUGGAACAGUUCUCUGUCCAGUCAAUUCUUGUAAGCCUCUUUGUAUGAACCCCCCAUCCGGGAUCUGAUCUAACUCAAUAAUAACUGGAUUAAACUUGUUAAAAGUUUCCUUGGUUUGAGUGCAAUAUGGACAAUACGAUUUUGAAAAAACCAC
Molecule: messenger RNA, 1734 nt
Organism: Hyphopichia burtonii NRRL Y-1933
Lineage: Eukaryota; Fungi; Ascomycota; Pichiomycetes; Serinales; Debaryomycetaceae
Exons: 1
Coding region: 239-1495 (418 amino acids)
Molecular function (GO): acyltransferase activity, transferring groups other than amino-acyl groups
Source: RefSeq, a predicted model, not a curated record